UUCUGUGUCACAGGGGCUGCAUAUUCUGGGUGCUGUCACUAACCAGGCAACAGCGUCUCUGCCCUGUGUUGAUUCCUGCCAGCCUUCCUCCUCCUCCUCCUUCUUCUGCUUGCAGGAGUUGUUCUCAGGCCCUGUCCAUGCCCUGCGGUGCCCACUGUGUCCAAGGAGGUGAAGGUGCAAAGCUGCACACUCUUCUGGUCAGUGAAGCAGCCAGGAAUGCCGUGAAGCAGCCUCAGCCUCCAUCCCACUUCCUAGAAGCGAGCGGCAGCGCUGAGAGCGCGGUCUCGCCGGCAGGCCAGGAAGCACCGUCUGUUGCAAUGACUCCUGUAGAUACCGUAACUCGAGCAGGCACAGGGACAGCCCCCAGACCUGGUGCCACCUCUGUAAAGCGAUGUGCUCCGGCCACACACCUCCUUCAGCCGGGCCAUCUGGUGGGAGAGAUGCAGGUGUGCCAGCAGCACAAGAGGAGAAACGUCAUUUGACUCACUGAAGAUUUAAAACCGACAGAGUCAUGUGGGAGAAAAUGAAAUUUUAGUCUCAAGUGGCGGAAUCAAGUCAUAAGAAGUAAAGAGAUUUGGAUGGUUUCUCGCUAAAUGGAAGUUAUAUAGGAGGCCUCUAAGGCCACUGCAUCUCUCCAUCCUGCUCCUGCUGCACAGAGACCACACUCUUGGCCUUGGACGUUAAUAAAAUGUUGGAUUCAGUCAAGUGUGUUCUGGUGGGAGACUCUGCCGUUGGGAAAACAUCUCUCUUGGUCCGUUUCACCUCUGAGACUUUUCCAGAUGACUACAGACCCACUGUAUAUGAAAAUACUGGAGUGGAUGUCUUCAUGGAUGGCAUACAGAUCAGCUUAGGUCUUUGGGACACAUCUGGCAGUGAUGCUUUUAAAGGCAUUCGCCCCCUCUCCUACCAACAGGCAGAUGUGGUAUUAAUGUGCUACUCGGUGGCAAACCAUAAUUCCUUUCUGAACCUGAGGAACAAAUGGAUCAGCGAGAUCCGCAGCCAUUUGCCCCGCAUCCCUGUUUUGGUGGUGGCCACUCAGACUGACCAGCGUGACAUGGGUCCCUACAGUUCUGCCUGCAUCAGCCCUAUAGAUGGAAAGCGGCUGGCCCAGGCUGUGCGAGCCAAAGGCUAUUUGGAGUGCUCUGCCCUCAGCAACAGGGGCGUGCAGCAGGUGUUUGAGUACGCUGUGCGGACAGCGGUCAACCAAGCCAAGAGGCAGAACAGGCGGAAGCUCUUCUCCAUUAAUGAGUGCAAGAUCUUUUGAGGACUGUCAGCAGUGGUUUUG
Molecule: messenger RNA, 1285 nt
Organism: Vidua macroura (Pin-tailed whydah)
Lineage: Eukaryota; Metazoa; Chordata; Aves; Passeriformes; Viduidae
Gene: RHOH
Product: ras homolog family member H
Exons: 3
Coding region: 689-1264 (191 amino acids)
Biological process (GO): small GTPase-mediated signal transduction
Molecular function (GO): GTP binding; GTPase activity
Source: RefSeq, a predicted model, not a curated record